Lathyrus oleraceus (garden pea) is the source of this 2338-nucleotide messenger RNA. RefSeq names its product ATP-dependent DNA helicase Q-like 1. Gene Ontology annotation, biological process: double-strand break repair via homologous recombination. The transcript has 10 exons. Gene Ontology annotation, cellular component: cytoplasm; nucleus; chromosome. Bases 76 to 1914 code for a protein of 612 amino acids. The record is from RefSeq and is a predicted model, not a curated record. Lineage: Eukaryota; Viridiplantae; Streptophyta; Magnoliopsida; Fabales; Fabaceae. Gene Ontology annotation, molecular function: 3'-5' DNA helicase activity; four-way junction helicase activity; ATP binding.
AACGGUUCGAUAGAAAACGUGAGGAAAGGAGCGUAAAAUUGAAUCGAAAGCAGGAAAAAAAAAACUAGCGCGGGAAUGGAAACGGGAAGCAGUAGCAGGAAGAACAACAACCAGAAGCAGCAAGAUCACGAUUUAGGGUUAGAGAAAGUUCGCUUAAUCAGUUUAGCUCUUGAAUUCGGUUUCGAUGAACAAUCCGCUAACCAAUGUUUCGACCGUCUCGUCUCUCUCUACGGUGAUGAUGGUCGUGAUUUCAUCACCGUUGAGCACUGCGGCGAUGAUUUUCUCACUGCUUUGGCGGAAUCAGUUCAAGACACGGAGGAAUGGGAUGAUUUACGCGAAAUGGAAUCUCAGGCUGUUGGAACUUUGAAUCACGUGCUUGAAGAACGUUUUGCCACGUGCGGUGAUGGUUCUAAGUCUUUCGUUGAUGUUAUUGACGAUUCGCCUCAGAAACGCCGGACUAAAUUUGUUGAACUGGGUUCAAGUGACGAUGAGGAUACAAAGGGUAAUUAUGUGUUUUCGGGUCAACAACAUCCUUUAAACUCAAUGGAUGGCAGAAGUUGCAUCACUCAAGGCUCAGUUUCAUCAACUUCCCGAAAAAUACAAUCCUCCUUUGCUUCAAAGAAUAGAACUAGUACUCUCACUUAUGAAGAAUUGCAGGCGCUAGAUGAUAUUGAAUUGGCAAAUGUUGUUAUCUUUGGUAAUAAAACACUUCGACCAUUGCAGCAUCAAGCAUGUAAAGCAACUUUGGCAAAACAAGAUUCUUUUAUUCUUAUGCCUACUGGAGGUGGUAAAUCUCUUUGCUAUCAGCUUCCAGCAACCCUUCAACCAGGAGUUACAGUAGUUAUAUCUCCCUUACUUUCACUCAUUCAGGAUCAGAUAAUAACACUUAACCUCAAGUUUGGAAUACCUGCUACUUUUUUAAAUUCACAACAAAAUGCUUCCCAAGCCGCAGCUGUCCUCCAAGAACUAAGAAAAGACAAGCCUACGUGCAAGCUCUUGUAUGUGACACCUGAGAGAAUUGCGGGAAACCAAACAUUUCUCGGGAUUCUAAAAUGCAUGAGUCAGAAGGGACAGCUGGCAGGUUUUGUUGUUGAUGAGGCACACUGUGUUAGCCAGUGGGGACAUGAUUUCCGGCCUGAUUAUCGUGGAUUAGGAUCUCUUAAGCUAAACUUUCCACGUGUUCCUGUCAUGGCAUUGACUGCCACUGCAACUCACCCAGUUCGCAAGGACAUCUUAAAUGCUUUAAGAAUUCCACAUGCAAUUGUUCUUGAAAGAAGCUUUGACAGACCGAAUUUGAAGUAUGAAGUGAUUGGUAAGACAAGGGAACCACUGAAGCAGCUUGGAAAACUACUAAUGGAUCGUUUCAAGAGUCAGUGCGGCAUUGUAUACUGCCUGUCAAAGAGUGAAUGUGUCGAGGUAUCAAAAUUUUUGAAUGAGAAAUGUAAAAUUAAGUCAGCAUAUUACCAUGCUGGUUUAGCUGUCAAACAGAGGGUUUCUGUUCAAAAGAAAUGGCAUGAUGGAGAGGUCCAUAUCGUAUGUGCAACUAUUGCUUUUGGAAUGGGGAUAGACAAACCUGAUGUUCGAUUUGUCAUCCACAAUACAAUGUCAAAAUCAAUUGAAAGCUAUUAUCAGGAAUCAGGAAGGGCUGGAAGAGAUAAUCUUCCUGCAGUUUGCAUUGCUCUAUACCAGAAGAAAGAUUUUAGUAGAGUUGUAUGCAUGAUAAGAAACGGUCAAGGAUAUAAAAAGGAGAGUUUUAAGACAGCAAUGGCUCAAGCCAAAAUGAUGCAACAGUACUGUGAAUUAAAGGAUGAAUGCCGGAGACAGACCCUACUCAAACACUUCGGAGAAUCAUUCGAUAGAAAGACCUGCAAGCAUGGCUCUAGCCCUUGUGAUAACUGUCUCAAGACCGCAUAGUGAGUUGCUGCAAGUAUGGGUCUAUCCCACUCAGCAUGUUUUUGCCCUGGCGUUUGCAACUCACUAAACGCAGUCCAAUGCCAGGCUCCAAUUGGUAGCUUCAAUCCUAUCAUGUGGUGACAGCGGCAUUCUGGCCCCAAUUGGUAGCUUCAAUCCUAUCGUGUGGUGGCAGCGGCAUUCUGGCCGCAGUUCCAAACAGGAUCUCAAUGGACUUUAUUGUGUAAUCUUUAUGGUGUACCAGUUGAAAAGUUAGAACAUCUCUCUAGAUUAUAUUUAUUUUCCAGCACAGUAUAUUGAAAAGUAAAAAUUGAUCUCCAAGAUUUUUUUACCAAAGUUUUGUCCAAAAGCAGAAAGUGUAAAAUAUGACAUGCUAAAGUCUCUUUCUUGGCCACAUUGGUCUGGGCAUCUUCCUCUUUGGAAUCAA